Molecule: messenger RNA, 2077 nt
Organism: Pecten maximus
Lineage: Eukaryota; Metazoa; Mollusca; Bivalvia; Pectinida; Pectinidae
Product: FAD-dependent oxidoreductase domain-containing protein 2-like
Exons: 10
Coding region: 9-1820 (603 amino acids)
Molecular function (GO): monooxygenase activity; flavin adenine dinucleotide binding
Source: RefSeq, a predicted model, not a curated record
UUCUUACAAUGACGUUAAUCCCGAGCCUCUCGGAAGCUACCAACCGACACACGAGGGGUUAUGAAACAGAAUUUUGUAUCAUAGGAGCGGGCCCGGCAGGUAUACAACUUGGCUUCUUUUUCGAGAAAUCUGGAAUGGACUACAUUAUAUACGAACGGUCGAACAUAUCAGGAAGUUUCUUUGUGAAGUACCCACGUCACGGUAAGCUUAUCAGCAUUAAUAAGCGCAACACCGGAAGUAGUAACAAAGAGUUCAACCUUCGUCACGACUGGAAUUCUUUACUCAGUGAUGACGAUAGUAUGCUAUUUCGUCAUUACUCGUCCGAUCUUUUUCCACACAAGGACACAAUGAUAAAAUACCUCAAUGACUUUUCGAAACACUUCCGCCUCAAUAUUAUGUACAAUACAGAGAUCAGCAACAUCCGCAUGGCGACGAUGCUUGAUAACAAACAAAAUAUGAUGUUCCAAAUGGACGACCAACAUAGUAAUACAAAAACAUGCAGGGUACUCAUAGUGGCCACCGGAAUAUGGAAGCCAUAUAUUCCGGACUUGCCUGGAGUGGAAUUGACGGAAAGCUACGAUGAUCUCUCCUUAGACCCGGAGGACUACGAAGCCAAAUCAGUUAUGAUUUUAGGUCGAGGGAAUUCCGCUUUCGAGACAGCAGACGCUAUCUACUCCAAGACAAACUUUAUCCACAUGGUGGGGCGGAGUAGGAUUCGACUUGCGUGGGAAACCCAUUACGUCGGCGAUGUCAGAGCUGUGAACAACGGGUUGCUCGAUACGUACCAGCUUAAGUCACUUGAUGGUCUCCUGGAGUUCAGUAAUAUAUCAGCCUUUCGAGUAGUGUCAGAGGGAGGCAAGCUCUUCCUGCGAGAUCGAGAAAUCAUGUCGGCUAUGCAUCCUUUCGACAAUGAUCCACUCAACACGCCAUACGAUAAGAUCAUCAGAUGCCUCGGUUUCAUGUUUGACAAAUCUAUUUUCAAUAGUGAAUCGUUGAUACCAUUAGGAGGGGGGCGAAUAGCUAAAUAUCCCCGGAUACGACCCGACUACCAGUCUCCGAUCAUUCGUGGGCUUUUCUUCGCCGGGACCAUAGCUCACUCACUGGAUUAUAGAAAGUCUGCUGGCGGUUUUGUUCACGGAUUUAGAUAUACAGCACGUGCCCUCUUCAACAUCCUAAGACAAAAAUACAAGAACAAAUCAUGGCCAUGCGUGCGGUUGCCACUAACGGAUCUCGCCACAACAAUACUAAAGCGUGUCAACGAGGCAUCCGGACUCUAUCAGAUGUUCAGUAUACUUGGUGACAUCGUACUUAUUGAUCGAGAAGAAGAACAUUUUAAAUAUAUAGAAGAAUUCCCUCUGAGGAUGCUUCAUAAUCUGGAGUAUAUGACAGGUAUUAGAAUUGGAAAGAUGUCCGUAUUGGUGGUCGUAUUACAGUACGGACAAACCUUUCACGGGCCCCAAGAAGAUGUGUUCCGAAUAGACAGAGCAAGUUCCGACCCGUUAUACGCCGAGUUGUCGAACUUCCUGCACCCUGUUCUCUAUUAUUACGACGUUCUACCGACACUGGACGACAUGGCAGCAGUCAGCUAUCCAGAAUUCCUUCCAGUGCCAAAUGAGAUUCACCACGUGUUAGAAGAUUUUACAACCCAGUGGGAUAGACAACAAUCUCAUGUAGAACCACUUCAUAUAUUUCUAGAAGAUUUUCUAAAAAUCCCUUUACAAAUUAAUAUUUCCCAUCAAGAAUGCGUUCUGGUCUCGUUAACAAUGAAUAAAUCUCCAGUCAACUGUAGACAGUUUCUUGACGGUCAUUCAGUGAUCUGAUACGAUCACUGACCAGUCAGUGAUAUAUAGAUGAUAGAUGGUAAUGUGAUUCACAGAGAGGUAAGGGGACCAAGCAGAUCUAUGUAUCAGUGACAGAGAAAUAGAACACUAAUGUUUGAUUAAAGCAAGAUGGAAAGACUCAAGACAGCACAAGGGCACUGGAAUGUAGACAACUAGAAGUAUAUUUCAUAUUCGACACUUACAAUGCUCUUAAUCAACGAAGCCCGUGAAAAUAAAUAUUAUUUGCAUAACUUGAA